Molecule: messenger RNA, 7850 nt
Organism: Vespa crabro (European hornet)
Lineage: Eukaryota; Metazoa; Arthropoda; Insecta; Hymenoptera; Vespidae
Product: zinc finger-containing ubiquitin peptidase 1-like
Exons: 9
Coding region: 3814-5820 (668 amino acids)
Source: RefSeq, a predicted model, not a curated record
AUAAACAUAUAGUAUAUUUGAAAAUUAUUAACCUAUAUAAAUUAGCAAUUUAAUCUAUUUAUAUAAUUUCUUGAAAAAUACCUAUUCUCAAUGCUAAGAUAUACGAUGAAAAAACCCUUUCACUUAUACACUGUGUUUUACAUUAAAUACAAGUAUACGAAAGGCUUGGACGUUGAAUUUGACUACGAUAAACGUUUAUAACAACUUUAUAUGUAAGUACCUAUUACGACGCAUGAUUUUCUUACACACACACACACACACACAUACACAAAUACACGUAUGUAUGUACGUAUAGAUAGGUAUGUGUAUAUUUAUGUUGUGUAUAUAUAUAUAUAUAUAUAUGUGUGUAUGUGUGUAUAAAAUGUUGACCUAUAUAAAUUCUUGAAAGAGCUCAGGCUUCUUAUUUCAAUAUUGGUUUGUAAGUAAUCUGUAUUCUUUUUAUCGAAAAAAAUAAAAACAUUGAGACACAUAAACACAUAAACACAUACACACACACACACUCGUCUUUAUCGAGUCUUAUCUACUCAUCAAAAUAAACGACUUCUCAGCCGGAAAUACUGACAAGCGUUCAUAUUAUAGCAGUGGGAGGAAAAUCGUUCAUUCGUACUCGCUACUUGACCAAUUGCCAGGCUUGAUCAGUCCAUUAAUGAAGCAUUAAUGAGAGACCACUUGGACUUCUCUCGAUCUCAUCCAUUACGAUGUAUAGACCGUGUAACCGGAUUCCUCGUAAAGAUAAAAAUGAUAGAAAGGAAAAAAAAGAAAGAGAAAGAGAGAAAGAAAAAGAGAGAGAGAGAGAGGGAGAGAGAGAGAGACAGAGAGAGAGGGACCGAAAAGAAAAAAAAAAAUACGGAUUCCCAUUGCCACCCGUUGCGCGAGCUCAUCCGCAAUUUGUUUUCUAUGCGUAUGAUACUUGUUCCGAGGUAUCUCCUUGGAUGCACCCUCGUCGAACGUCAAAAGCAGAGCGAGAGAGAUGGUGGACGAACUAACGAAGUAAAAGGAAAAAAUAGUUCUGUGAACCGCGUCGUAUCCUCUGCCAAUCGUCGGCUGCAUGUCAAUGAGUCGCGACCGACGAAAGGGAAGAGAAAGAAGAAAGCGAGAAGAGAGAAAGGAAGAAGAGUACGCAUUUGUUUCUGUUCCUUGCAAAGCAAGAAACCGUGAGAAAAGGAAUUUCUUAAGAGAAUUUGUCGCACGUUCGAAGAACUCCCACCUACGAACAUCAGGACACGUCUUAUCUACAUUCGUAAUGCUAUUUUCUUUCUCUCUUUUAUUCUCUCUCUCUCUCUCUCUCUCUCUUUUACUCUCUCUCUCUCUCCCUCUCUCUCUUUCUCUUUCUCUUUCUCUUUCUCUCUGUUUUAUUCUCUCUUUCUCUUUCUCUUUCUCUAUCUCUGUCUUUUUCAUUGUGUUUUAUGUUCGUGGAAAGGUGUAUAGUACUUCGACGUAUGCAGAAUCUUAUAAAAGAUGUCGUCGAAUGCAACUCACGCUGUCUACUGCAAUUUGGAUAAUGCAUGGCGCGCGUUCCUACCUUGCGCCGACUUAUCAUUAUGGAAAACUCGCUCGCGAAACGAACGUGUGAAAUUAAGAGAGCUGUAUACCGAUCGUCGAUAAACAUACAUACAUAUGUAUCUACUUAAAUACAAAGGUCAGAUAUCAAAAAGACCUUUACUAUCUGAAGAACCGUUAAUGAAAUAAAUAGAGACAUCGCGCCAAGUGUUGGUUUAUUGAACGUUACGAUGUAAAUAAACGCGUUUCACUGCAUCUGUUAUAUGUAUUCUGUCCUUUGAAAGCGUCGUCUUUCAUAUAUAACUCGAAUUUAAAGAUUCAAAAGAUAGAAAGCUUAUUCGCCAUUCGUCCCUUUUCGUUAAUAAUUCGUAAUAAGAGAAGAACACGGCUAUGUCGUUAUCCAAUCAGAGACGAAUAUGUAGGGGGAAAAAAGGAGACACGUAGCGCCCCCGAGCGUACGUUUCACCAAUAAGCAUAUCCCCCGCCAAGCGGAAAAUGAAAAGAGAGAGAGAGAAAAGGAAAGAGAGAGGGAAAGACAGAGGGAGAAAGAGUGAGAAAGAGAGAGAGAGAGAAAGAUUGAAACGAAAAGAGAAACAGAGAAAGCUGAAAGGUACUCGUGGGUGACUAACGAGAAAAGCAUAGAUGGCGCGGGGGAGAAGGAAUAAAGGAAGGCUGUUCGUAGUGAAAGAGAGAGAGAGAGAGAGAGAAAGAGAGAAGAGAGAGAGAUGGAGAAAAAGAGUCGCGUCGCCGAGGGAAAACGUCAUCAAAAUCGCUCCGACGUCAUCAUAUCGUUGUCGUUCUCGCAGAAGGGGACGCCUCAUAGUAGGCAACCCGAUCGGCAGUCUCGAACGAAGUGUCACGAAAACGGGCGACGCUCUUUUUUCCCCAAUCUGUUCCUUUUAUUUUCUUUAUAUACAUAUAUAUAUAUAUGUAUUUUCUUUAUAUACUAUAUAUAUACAUAUAUAUAUAUAUAAUUAUAUAUAUAUAUAUUAUAUAUAUUUCUUCCUAUUUGUCUCUCUUUUUCUCUAUCUUUCUAUCUCUCUCUCUCUCUCUCUCUCUCUCUUUCUCUCUCUCUCUCUCCCCCUCUCUUUUUCUGCGCUCUUCGUUUUUCUCAAGCGCGCGAUCGCGAAAAAAGGUAUUACAAUAGGAAGUGGAGACGCACGAGAGGACGGGUGGCCGUCGGAAGAGAAGCGCAUCGAUCCGCGACUGCACGAACUGCAUGAACGGGCAAUGUUGCAAUGUGUGCGGAAAAACGUUACCAACGAUAAUAACGGACGAUAGUGAGUCGAAAUAGAACACGCGAGUGUACUCGUUUUAUUCUUUGGUAGUUGUUAUUGAAAAAGCGCAGCACUUUCUAAAUGGGUCAAGUCGAGCCGGCGACACCACGAUAUGCAAGAAGCAUUGCCACCGCGAAUCACUGCCUGGCCUAGUUUCUUCUUCCUCCACCACCAUCGAUACAACCACCACCACUAUCGCUACCACCACCAUCAUCACCACCUCCACCACCACCACCACCACCACCACCACCAUCACCACCACCACUACCACUACAACUAUCUUCAACCUCAACUCUACCACCUCCUUCACCUCGUUCUCGAGGGCAAACGAAUAAAGGGUGAGUGGGAUAACGGUGGCAUUUCACGCGGCUACCGACGCCGGUGACUCGAUUUACAAAGUCUCUUCCAUCUUCUUAUUAACGUCGUUUAAUUGUAAUAAUCGUCAUAGUUAUUGUGUCGCCAUGGAUAAUGACCGUUCUCCUCCGUGAUUUGUGCCUUUCGGUUAACCUGAGUGCAUCGAUCAACGACUACUACUCGUAGCCGAAUACAGCCGAAUAAUAAACCGAACCGAGGUUAUCAUUGACUAGCUGAGAGAGAGAAAGAGAGAGAGAGAGAGAGAGAGAGGAAGAGAGAGAGAGAAAGAAAGAGAGAGAAAGAAAGAGAGAGAGAGAGAAAGAGAUAGAGAGGGUCACCUUUACAACUAUUUCUCGUAAAACUGACCUUCUUGGCCUUCAUCCGUUCUCGUCUACUCUAUGAAACAACGGCCGACGUCUUCCUUUUCAAAAAUUACGAACGCUAUAUGUAUGUAUCCAUAUAUAUGUAUCUAUAUUUCAUGUAUGUAUGUCUCUACGCGCGCACAUGAUGUGCACGCAUACCUUCGUUAUUUACAACGAUACGGAUCGAGAACACCGUUGCAUCCAGUUAACCGAUAUUUAUCUCUUACAUACUCAAUUAAACGAAUUAAUAUUAAAUUAAAUUAACAUGUCCCAAUGGAUUGUGAUCGAUAACGUCGUAAAGUUUUCUGUAUACGUUAAACAUGGCUACGAACAAACCACCGGAGAUGAAUUACACGUGCGAGAUCUGUGGAUCGGAAGGUCUCAACGACGAAGAAAUGAGAUCUCACAUGGUUCUUUAUCAUCUACAAGGAGCUGCCAAUUGUCCAUUCUGUGAUCUCGACGAAAUCUCACCGGCGGAAAUGUUAGUUCACGUGAAUAGCGCUCAUUUGGAUUACUUAACACCAAGUACUCCAGAAAACGAUAUGCUGGCCUUUAUCGAUGAUGACUCUACAAUGGAGGAUCAUAGACAUGACGAAUGCCGUGGUCCUUCUCCGUCUAUGUCUCUUAGGCCACCGUAUCUUCAAAAUGGUUGGGCUGGCUCUCACAGUUCUCGUAUGCAGCAACAACAAUUACAGCAACAACAGAAUUCUAAAACCCGUAAACUAGAUGCACCAGCUGCCAGUCCCAAUGUAAACAAUAACAAUAACAACAACGACAACAGCAAUGCUAAUAGCGUAUUGGAAGGUUCGGCAGGCCAUGGAUCUCCAUUGCGCUCUGGCCUAAAUCUUCAAUUACGCUCACAUGCUUCUCCUAAAUUAGCUGUUCAGGAAUGUCCAAUGUGUCCAUAUAGUUCAGACAGUCCAUUAAGACUGGAAGAACAUAUCAAUCGACAACAUUUUGAUCUCACUUCUCCAUCUUUUCCACCUUCGUCACCUCCAACUAAAGAUGGAGUCUUCAACUGCCCUUUAUGUGUAACAUCGUUUCCUAAUUCCUCUGAUCUUGAAUUACAUGUUAAUAUUGAACACAAAGAUAUACUCAGUCCUGCAAAUGGAACAGCAUUACAAUCUGAUCUGGCUACUAUUGGUAGUGAUACACCUCCCUGUCCAGUUUGUCUCAGUACAUCGUUUAAAAAUAAUGACGACCUAACGUUACACAUCGAAGAACAUUUUAACAAAAAAAAUACUCCAUCUCCCAUAACACCAGAUCUUUCAACAGAUAGAAUGUUGGCAAAAGAUAUGGAAAGGCGAGAAAAAGAAGUUAGAAAAUUACGUGAACAACGUGAAUUUGAAAUGUUGCGAGCACAAUAUGGAAUGGACAAUCAGGGUAAUUUCAGAGAGCAAAGUGUAACUAAUAUGCAACGUGCCGUCCUUGCGGGCGAAAUGACGGUAGCAGAUUUUUAUGAAAGACAAACAGGGUUAACGGUUGCUGAAAGCAGUGGUAUCGAUGAUAGCAGUUCUUGUACACGUGGGCUGGUUCCCAAGAUAAGAGCUGUUAGUCAAACAUGCAGUAAUGUAGUAAAUACAUGGAUGUGUUCUACAGUGGAUCAUUAUGCUUCUACUUACGGAGACAAAGGCUGGGGCUGUGGUUAUAGGAAUAUGCAAAUGUUGAUUUCAUCUCUUUUACAGCAUACUGGAUACAAUGAGUUAGUGUACAAAGCUUGGAGUUCUGGCCUUGAUAGUGGAAGUACCACUGACAAUCCUUUGCGUAGUUCUAUGCCCUCCAUAUCUAGGCUCCAGAAAAUGAUAGAAUGGGCUUGGGCUCAAGGUUUUGAUAUUCAAGGUGCUGAGCAACUUGGUGGAAAACUUAUGAACACUAGGAAAUGGAUUGGUGCUACGGAAGUCGUAACUUUGUUAUCCAGUUUAAGAAUAAAAUGUCAGCUAGUAGACUUCCAUAGACCCACCAGUGUUGAUGGAGGACAUCCUGAAAUGUUUAAUUGGGUGUUACAAUAUUUCCAGAGAUAUGACGAUUUUAAACCACCACUUUAUUUGCAACAUCAAGGCCAUAGCAGAACAAUAAUGGGUGUAGAACGAUUAAGAGAUGGUUCUAUAACUAUGUUAGUAUUAGAUCCAAGUCAUAGUCCAUCACAAAUGGCACAAUUUAAUAGUACGAGCAGUGCACCUGGUGCAAUGCGACUUGUACGUAAAUCAACUGCUGCGAUGAAAGCUAGACAGUAUCAAGUAGUUGCUGUAACUGGAAUUAUGGAUACAGAAGAACAGUACCAACAAAGUAAAGUAUUACGUUCCAUGCGUGUUCCACAAGAUAGGUGAGAGUUGCUGGUCCAAAUGAAAGCACAACCAUGCCCGAAGAUAAUAGACUGCCUCAAACCGUUCUUGUCCAGCAUCCUUGAAAUUACGUGACCGCAAUGCUUUAGGUUUAUCACUAGUAUACUUGCCUCCAUUAUAGUAGCAGCAAAAUGAUUAUGUAAUAAUAUAUUCUUGCAUUUCUAGCAUGAAUAACGAACUGGCUCCUUGACACAUUAUGUGUUUUAUGCGUGCGUCGCGAUAAAAAAAUUUCAGAAUUAAGAUUAUAUCAAAAUUUUGGUACAAUUCGCUUAUUAAAUUUUUCAAGCACAAAAAAUUAUAAUUCUUUACGGAAUUACGGUGUUCCAUGUAAAUUAUAUUCUGAUAAAAUUAUUACUACUUCUGGAAGCACCUUUAUUAUCAUGUACGAGUAAAAGGAUAUAUGAAAAUUUACUGAUAAAACUAUUAAAAGAUGAUUAUAAUUCCAUUGCCAUUCCUUAUUCAACAUGUUCUACUAAAUUUUCGUCGUACUUAAACUGGCUGUGUUAACUUCGAUCCGGCCAAUCCUCCUAUGGCGAUCGAUUAUACCAAUUAAAAAAGCGUCCUGGCAGAGCUUGGAAAACAAAACUCUUUCGUAGCUGUGAUGCGAUUAUUUAAUGCUGAUCGUUCGUCUAUCAUAAACAUUUUUAGAGAUGCUCCAAUAUCGAUGUCAAUGCAGUAUUGUCUUACUCUCUGUCUCUUUGUGUAUGAUAUACCUUUGUAUCAAAAUGCUGUCAAUUUUCACUCGAUAUUGAAUGCCAGUAGAUGUAUAUAUAUAUAUAUAUAUAUAUAUAUAUAUAUAUAUAUAUAUAUAUAUAUAUAUAUAUGUAUGUAUGUAUAUAUACAUACAUACAUACAUACAUAACCACAUACACACAUAAACAGUAUAGUAAAAUUUUAUAUGACAAACAAAAUUAUUCUUGGACGUAUAUUGAUUAAUAGCUUCUGUAUAAUUGGGAGCAUCUAAAGAAAUGUUUCUGUCCAUAUACCUGUACCCUAUAUAUUUACACACAAAGACACACUUGCACAUUUUACAUCACAUUUCACUCACUCACAUAUAAAGUACAACUACUUUCAUACUAAUUACAAAUAUUCUAUUUAAUUAUUCAAUUAACUUAAGACUAACCGUGCCCUAGCUCAUAAGUCCAAUGCAAUGCUGUGAAUGAGAAAAAAACGAAACUACAGUCCAUUUACUUGUUAUUUAUAUUAUAUACUUAAUCGUUACGUGAAUUAGCAAAUUCUUAUUAUUACUCUUAUCAUAUUUCAGAAAUUAUACUGAGAUACUAUUAAGGUCUAUUUAUUAUAGUUAAAAUUCUUGCGGAGACCAUUAAACAAAGUGACAAUUUAUCACAAUGAAAGUGUUACUCAUUGUUUUAUAGUUUCAAUAUUUAUGAUACACCAGUCAUAUGUAAAUUCGUCUUUCGGCUCAAUAGGACCACACGCAAUAAAUAUGACUGAUGGCAACCAAACAAGAAUAAUUAUUAUACAUAUGUAACAAAUUUUGCCAUGAAUCAAUUAAAGAUCUGUUCAUUAUUAUGGAAUGUUCAGGGAAAUUAAACUGUGGAAUUGUUAUGCAAGAGUAAAAACUUUCGCAUUAGCCACAUGUUAAAUUAAAAUAUAUGCUUUGUUAGAAUUCCCAACAGGAUCUUGCUUUUUAUUUCCAAGCUCUCAUAACAAUAUAUUUUAGAUUAUAAAAGAUAAAUUUAUGGGUUAUAUAUUCUACAAAAAUAUUAAAAUUGUAAUAUAGUUUUAUAAUAUUAUUUUAUUCCUAAAGUGGUCUCAAUGUUAAGUUUCUAAUUUAUAUUUAUUUAUACAUUUUUUUUGUAGCCAAAGCUUUAGAUUAAAUUAUUAACAUUAUUUUAAAAUUUCAACCAUGGCAAGAUACAGAUCACAAUAUAGUAAAUGAAUAUCAGUAUAGAAGGAGCUCUUUUUGUUAACGUAAUGAAUAAUUGUAUUAAGAAUAAUUUAUUAAUCACUUUUGGUAUAAGUAAAUAAAAAUUGGUUGUAUAAGAAGUAAA